CGUUAUACAGUACCUUAAUGUCGGUGUCUCAGACCUCUGCUAAAUAGGAAUAUUCUGCGAAAUUCUGGCAAUAAAUAGGCAGCUCUAUUGAGGCUUUGCCUAUGACAAGACGGAGACAUGGUGUCGGUAACAUAUAGACAGUGAUUAGUCAGUUGUUCGGAGGCGCUGUCGGUUUUUAUGUCCAGAAUCUAUACGCACCAUACGGCAAAGGAUUAUUUCUGUUUCAGAACGAUAUACGAUUAUACAUAGAGGCUUAUCAGCAGCAGCAAUGUCAGGAAAACAUUUCAACGUCCACGAAGUGAGCUGCUGCAUCAAGUAUUUUAUAUUCGGAUUCAACAUAAUAUUUUGGCUACUUGGAGUGGCAUUUCUGGCAGUUGGGCUAUGGGCUUGGAGUGAAAAAGGUGUUCUGUCUAACAUCUCCUCCAUCACAGACCUGGGCGGGUUUGACCCCGUUUGGUUGUUUCUGGUGGUGGGCGGGGUCAUGUUCAUCCUGGGCUUUGCUGGUUGUAUCGGAGCUCUCAGGGAGAACUCCUUCCUGCUCAAAUUUUUCUCGGUGUUCCUUGGAAUCAUAUUUUUCUUGGAGUUGACGGCCGGGGUCCUGGCGUUCGUCUUCAAAGACUGGAUCAAGGAUCAGCUCAAGUUCUUCAUUAACAACAACAUCAGGGCCUAUCGUGAUGACAUCGACCUGCAGAAUCUCAUCGACUUCACCCAGGAAUAUUGGGAAUGUUGCGGAGCGUUCGGAGCUGACGACUGGAAUCUGAACAUAUACUUCAACUGCACGGAUACCAACCUCAGUCGGGAAAAAUGCGGGGUCCCGUUCUCCUGUUGUACCAAGGAUCCCGCCGAGGAUGUGAUUAACACACAGUGUGGAUAUGACAUACGAGCCAAAGCUGACGCGGAGCAGAAAACGUUCAUUUACACCAAAGGCUGUGUUCCUCAGUUUGAGAAGUGGCUACAGGAGAAUCUUACUGUUGUCGCUGGGAUAUUCAUUGGGAUCGCUUUACUACAGAUAUUUGGAAUAUGUCUGGCUCAAAAUCUCCUGAGUGAUAUUGAAGCAGUCAGAGAAAGCUGUUUAUUCACCUGAGGAUGUGGUUGAAGCACUCUCGAGACAGAUCUACAGGCGGACUCCUACCUUCCUGUCGCUAGGCAACAGGACUGACACAUACAUCAGUAUCCUACAGACCAU
Messenger RNA from Chanos chanos (milkfish), 1186 nucleotides. It is a transcript of the gene tspan5b, whose product is annotated as tetraspanin 5b. The record is from RefSeq and is a predicted model, not a curated record. Gene Ontology annotation, cellular component: plasma membrane. The transcript is spliced from 9 exons. NCBI's taxonomy places the organism in Eukaryota, Metazoa, Chordata, Actinopteri, Gonorynchiformes, Chanidae. The coding region runs from base 269 to 1084 and encodes 271 amino acids.